UGCUGAGAUUGCGGGUGAAGUUUUCAUCCUUAGUUCAUUCUCGAGUGUAGAUCUGUGGUGAUCGGUUUCGGUUUCGGAUUCGGAUUCGGGUUCGGAUCGUACCGCCCCAAUCUUUUGGAAUUUUCUUUCCGAUUGUCUUGGAAAAUAUCUUCUUCGCCGCGUGCCCAGAGUGUGUUGGAGUGUGUAUCUGUGUGUGUGCCUGUGUUGUGGAGUUUAAAAAAAGAAGUCGAAAAGUGUUUGCUGCAUCAACAGAAACAAAAAAGCAAAAUAAAACACGUUGUGUGUUUGUUGUUUUGUCUGUAUAACAGAAAAAUAAAUUUUUGGGAAGACCCUCUAGUUAGCGGCCAGGGAAACUAUCUUUAACCGAUCAAAACAAUCCGCUUUGGGAUUACCAGAAAACAUGAACGAAAUAGGUCUAUAAAGUGGACGAAGAAUCAGGGGCAGGAGCAGAGUGGUUAAAUUCAAUAAGGAAGGAUCACGUGGCUGGAGGCAGUCCCAACAGAGGUCCCAACAGAAACAGAAACCAAAACCGAAACAGAAGCAGCAACGAACGAAAGAAGAGCAACUGAUUAAAGCUCCGGCCGGAAGUCCCCGAGUGUGGAACACUUGGAACGCGACCCCAACAACCCGAGAGAAAGAGCGAGCAAGAUGUUGGAGCUGCGGCUUAUCGCCGUGGUCUUUGUGCUCGGCCUGCUCGCCAGCGAUCUGGGAUCGGCGGAACCGCAACGCCAGCCCCAGCACGGCAGGCGGGAUCGACCGAGAAAUCCGCCCCGGCAGUACAUCAAAACGCAUCCCUGCGAGCGGUCCUCCUGCUACCCGGCAACGGGUAAUCUGCUGAUUGGCAGAGAAAACCGCCUGACGGCCAGUUCCACCUGCGGUCUGCAAUCCCCGGAGCGGUUCUGUAUCCUCUCCCAUCUGCAGGACAAGAAGUGCUUCCUGUGCGACACGCGCGAGGUGACGCGAAACGAUCCGUACAAGAACCAUCGCAUCGGCCAGAUCAUCUACAAAACCAAGCCGGGCACCAACCUGCCCACCUGGUGGCAGUCGGAGAACGGCCGGGAGAAUGCCACCAUUCAACUGGACCUGGAGGCAGAGUUCCACUUCACCCAUUUGAUCAUCACGUUCACCACCUUCCGACCGGCGGCCAUGUACAUCGAGAGGUCCUUUGAUUUCGGCAAGACGUGGCACGUCUACCGGUACUUCGCCUACGACUGUAAGGAAUCCUUCCCGGGAGUGUCCACUGUUUUGCACAACAUCACCGAUGUGAUGUGUACCUCGCGGUAUUCGAAUGUGGAGCCCUCGCGGAACGGUGAGGUGAUCUUCAGGGUGCUGCCGCCGAACAUCAAUGUCUCGGAUCCGUAUGCGGAGCACGUGCAGAACCAACUGAAGAUGACCAAUCUGAGGAUUCAGCUGACCAAGCUGCACAAGCUGGGCGACAAUCUGUUGGACAACCGACUGGAGAACGAGGAGAAGUACUACUAUGGCAUCUCCAACAUGGUGGUGAGAGGAUCCUGCUCGUGCUACGGCCAUGCCUCCCAGUGCCUGCCGCUGGAUCCGCACUUCAAUCCCGCGGACAACGAGGACGGCAUGGUGCACGGACGCUGCGAGUGCACCCACAACACCCAGGGCCUGAACUGCGACACCUGCGAGGACUUCUUCAACGACCUGCCCUGGAAGCCGGCCUUCGGAAAGCAGACGAACGCCUGCAAGAAGUGCGAGUGCAACGACCACGCCGUCAGCUGUCACUUCGACGAGGCCGUGUUCGCCGCCUCCGGCAAUGUGUCCGGCGGAGUGUGCGACAACUGCAUGCACAACACCCAGGGCCAGCACUGCGAGGAGUGCAAGCCGUUCUUCUACCGCGACCCCGAGCAGGACAUCCGAUCGGAGUUCGCCUGCCAGCACUGCGACUGUGAUCCUCGCGGCUCCCUGGACGAGGGUAUCUGCGAUUCGGUGAAUGACCCGGAGAACGGUGCCAUUGCCGGAGCCUGCCACUGCAAGCCCUUCGUGACGGGACGUCGGUGCGAUCUCUGCAAGGACGGAUACUGGAACCUUCAGCCGGACAACCCCGAGGGCUGUGAGUCCUGCACCUGCAACACCCUGGGCACGGUCAACAACUCCGGCUGCGUGAUGCACACGGGUGAGUGCAAGUGCAAGCGAUUCGUCACCGGCAAGGAUUGCAACCAGUGUAUGCCCGAAACCUAUGGCCUAUCCGACUCGGAGGAGGGAUGCUCGCUGUGUAACUGCGAUGCCGGUGGCUCGUACGAUCACUUCUGCGAUGUGGUCACCGGACAGUGUCGCUGCCGUCCCCACAUGACCGGACGCACUUGCUCGCAGCCCAAGCAGAACUACUUUAUUCCCUUGCUGACGGAAGUGCACGAGGCGGAGGUCAUCGAUGAGUGUAUUUCCUACGGUCCCAAUGGUAACUGCAGCCUGGUCGCCGAGACUCCGGAUGGCAGCUUCACCGGCAUUGGUUUCACCAGGGUGCCCGAGAACACGGAGGUCGUCUUCUCGGUUGGGGACAUUCCCCGCUCGAUGCCCUACGACGUGGUGAUCCGCUACCAGAGCACUUCCCGCGGCGAUUGGGAGGAUGCGUUCAUUACGCUGGUCAGGCCAGAUCAAAUCGAUCCGGACGGAGAGUGCGGAGAUGUAGCGGCGGCUCAUGCUGCGCCAGAAUCCCGGAUACCCUUCUCGCUGCCCGAUCGCAGUCGCCAGGUGGUGGCCCUGAACGAUGUCUGCCUGGAGGCCGGCAAAGUGUACAAGUUCCGGAUUCACUUCGAGCGGAAGCGCCACAACGAGGACAGUCCCACGGCCACGAUCCUGAUCGAUUCCCUGACCCUGAUCCCCCGCAUUGAGGUUACGCCGAUCUUUACGGGAUCCCCGAUGGCCGAUCUCCGCCGGAAGGACUACGAUCGGUACAACUGCAAUGUCUCGCUGUAUGACAUCAACUACAAGGCGCCGCCAGAGUGCCAGUACCUGGACAACUACGUCAGCACCUAUGUCCACGACGGAGCCAGUAUGUGCAACUGCAACCCCACGGGAUCGCUGAGCAAGGAGUGCGACUCCCACGGAGGCUACUGCCAGUGCAAGCAGAAUGUGGUGGGCCGCCAGUGCGACCAAUGUGCCCCGGGCACCUACGGCUUUGGACCGGAGGGAUGCAAGGCCUGCGACUGCAACAGCAUCGGAUCGAAGGACAAUCACUGCGACCUCAUCACCGGCCAGUGCCAGUGCGUGCCGAAUACCUACGGCCGGGAGUGCAACCAAUGCCAGCCGGGCUUCUGGAACUUCCCUGAUUGCCGGGCUUGCCAGUGCAACGGACAUGCUGCCCAGUGUGAUCCCAUUACGGGUACAUGCUUGGAGUGCCAGGACUUCACCGCGGGCUACAGCUGCGACAGCUGCUUGGAAGGAUACUACGGAAACCCUCUGCUGGGAAGUGAGAUCGGAUGCCGAGCCUGCCGCUGCCCGGAGACGGUGGCCAGUGGACUGGCUCACGCCGAUGGCUGCUCCCUGGAUACUCGCAACAACAACAUGGUCUGCCACUGCCAGGAGGGAUAUGCCGGCUCUCGGUGCGAGAUCUGCGCCGAUAACUUCUUCGGCCAGACGGAGAACGGAGGCACCUGCUCCAAAUGCGACUGCAGCAACAACAUCGACCAAUACGACACUGGAAACUGUGAUCGCCAGACUGGAGCUUGUCUGAAGUGCUUGUACCAGACCACGGGCGAUCACUGCGAGCUCUGCAAGGAUGGCUUCUUCGGCGAUGCCCUCCUGCAGAACUGCCAGCAGUGUGACUGCGACUUCCUUGGAACGAACAACACCAUUGCGCACUGUGAUCGGUUCACGGGCCAGUGCCCCUGCCUACCGAAUGUCCAGGGCCUGCGGUGCGACCAGUGCGAAGUGAACCACUGGAAGAUUGCCUCCGGGGAGGGCUGCGAGUCCUGCAACUGCGACCCCAUUGGAGCCCUGCACGAGCAGUGCAACUCGUACACCGGCCAGUGCCAGUGCAAGCCCGGAUUUGGAGGAAGGGCGUGCAACCAGUGCGAAGCCCGCUACUGGGGCAAUCCCAACGAGAAGUGCCAGCCCUGCGAGUGCGAUCAGUUCGGCGCUGCAGACUUCCAGUGCGACCGGGAGACGGGUCAGUGCGUCUGCCACGAGGGAAUCGGAGGCUACAAGUGCAACGAGUGCGCCCGCGGCUACAUCGGACAAUUCCCUCACUGCUCGCCGUGCGGUGAGUGCUUCACCAACUGGGACUUGAUCCUGAACGCCCUGGAGGAGUCGACAACAGCCACCAUCCAGAGGGCCAAGGAGAUCAAGCAGGUGGGCGCCACUGGAGCGUACACAGCCGAGUUCAGCGAACUGGACAAGAAGCUGCAGCACAUCCGGGAUCUUCUACAGAAUACUUCCGUCAGUUUGGUGGACAUCGACAAGUUGGAUGCGGAAACGAAGAUUUUGAAGGAUCAGCUGCUGGCCUCCCACGGCCGGUUGAGCGAAACCGAGAGAAAUCUGGACGAUAUCUACAAUUCCCUGAGCUUGUCCGGCGUGGAACUGGAGGGCUUGCAGAACCACUCACUAUUGGUGCAGAAACUGUCCAAGGAGCUGAGAGAGAACGGCAUUCAGUUGCAGGAAUCGAACAUUGACGGAGCUCUGAACCUCACCCGACACGCCUACGAAAAGGUCAGCAACCUGGCCACCCUCAAGAAUGAAGCCAACGAGCUGGCCUCCAAUACAGACCGCAACUGCAAGCGGGUAGAGGUCUUGUCGAACAAGAUCCACGACGAGGCCGAGGGAUUGAUCAACAAUGACAACAUGAUUGCCGAAUACCGCAGGGACCUGACCAGUCUGACCGCCCAGAUUCCGGAACUCAACAACCAGGUGUGCGGCAAGGCAGGUGAUCCAUGCGACAGUCUGUGCGGUGGAGCCGGUUGCGGCCACUGCGGCGGCUUCCUGUCCUGCGAGCACGGCGCCACGACCCAUGCCGAGGAGGCCCUCAAAGUGGCCAAGGACGCCGAGAAGGCCAUAACGAGCAAGAAGGAUCAGGCCGACCAAACGAUCCGCGCCCUGACCCAGGCGAAACUGAACGCCUCAGAGGCCUACGAAAAGGCCAAGCGGGGCUUCGAGCAAUCCGAACGCUAUCUGAACCAAACGAACGCCAACCUGAAGCAGGCCGCCGAGCUGAUUACGGCCAUUGAGAACUUCCAGGAGAACAAAACCGCUGCCCCGGCGGAGAGCAAGAAAUUAGCCGAGGAUACUCUUAGCCUGGACCUCAAGCUGGAGCCCAAGGAGAUCGAGUCGCUUGGAACCAAAAUCAACGAUGCUGUGGCCUCGCUGAAAAACGUGGAGUCGAUCAUCUACAAGACUCGUCCCCAUCUGGACAGGGUCAACCACCUACAGAGCACUGCCAAUGCCACCAAGGAAACUGCCAACCAAAUCCUCGACUCUGCCAACACUGUGGUGGAGAAUCUAGAGGCUGCCGACGAGUCCCAGAGCAAGGCCCAGGACGCCAUACAGCAGGCCAACAGCAAUAUUGAGCUGGCUGCCAAGGAUCUCGAGAAGAUCGAUGAGGAGACGAAUGCUGCCGAGGCUCCGGCCAAUAAUACGGCCCAGCAAGUCGAGGAAUUGGCCAAGAAACUGCAGCGUCUGCAGAACAACAUUGUCAAGAACGAUCGGGAUGCCAAGGAGAUCACCAAGGAGGCGGCCAACGUCAAGUUGGAGGCCAUGCGGGCGGCGGGUGAGGCCAACAACCUGCAAUCGGCCACCAGUGCCACCAACCAGACCCUGACCGAUCGGGCCAGUCGCUCGGAGAAUGCCCGGGAGCGGGCAAAGCAACUGCUCACGAGGGCCUCCAAGCUAACAGUCGACACGAAUGCCAAGCUGAGGGAUCUAAACGAGCUUCAGAUGGUGUACCAGAACAAGAACCAGGAGCUGCUCGACCUCCAGGCUGAGAUCGGCCCACUAAGCGGUCAGCUCAACGAAUACUUGCAAUACAUCCAGGAGAAGGUCCAGCACUACAAGCAGUGCUAGUGAAAUAUUUCUCUGCGAGGCCAUUUUUCAAUUGCCAUAUUCAUGAACAAAUAAGCGAAAUUGCGAAUAACAAAAAUCGAGUUAAAAAGCAAUAAUAAAAAAAUACAAUUACAAAGGCAACAGUUAUUAUGUAACCACUGUUAAGUUACCGUUACGUUUUGUACUCUAAGCGAAAACCAACACUGCAAUGUUAAUUUUAAAAAUUGAUCAAAUGAAAUUAAAUGCCUUCAUUUUUGAUGUGUACACACUGAGCUAAGUUUUCUUACACUAUCCCUAUAUCAUUUUGUAAUACAAUUAAUGUAAUUAAAUAAAACUACUUAAAUGUGAGAAUAA
This is a messenger RNA of Drosophila ananassae, 6348 nucleotides long. RefSeq names its product laminin subunit beta-1 (gene LanB1). The coding region runs from base 649 to 6015 and encodes 1788 amino acids. Lineage: Eukaryota; Metazoa; Arthropoda; Insecta; Diptera; Drosophilidae. Gene Ontology annotation, biological process: basement membrane assembly; cell migration; substrate adhesion-dependent cell spreading. The transcript is spliced from 5 exons. Gene Ontology annotation, cellular component: laminin trimer. The record is from RefSeq and is a predicted model, not a curated record.